GCAACCUUGCCUGCAGCUUUGUCGAUAGCUAGGUACGUUUCGGUGCCCAUACGACGCCAUCGACAACUUUGUUGACGAACUGGGUUUCUAGAACAUCGCGACAUUCAUAGUUGAAUCGCAGAAUUUGUGGCGUCGUCGCAAACCCCCUAAUUGGUGUUUGAAGUCGCCAUAAUGGGUCAGGGUCCAUCGCUUCCAGGUCCGCCUGAUACGAAAUUUCGCGUCAUUGGUGCUGGAAUGUCGCGUACCGGUACGAAGACUUUCAACGAAGCUCUCGCUAUCCUCCUCGAUGGCCCUGUCCACGAUUCCGGGAUCCAGUCCCUCGGGGGACCGGUAAACCAGAUGAAAGCUUGGCUCGACAUCAUGGAGCUAGCUCCGAAGGCGCAGACGUUCUCCGAGCAGAAGAAGCUUGAUUGGCUCAUAUCGGAGGUGCUAGACGGCUACGUUGCAACCAUGGACUGCCCCGCCGCGACGCUCACCCCCGAGAUCAUGCGCGUCUACCCGGAUGCCAUUGUAAUCGUGACGACUAGAGAUGAAAAGUCGUGGUGGAAAAGCAUGAGCUAUCUGAACAGUCUGAUGGGGACGUGGUAUCUCCCCGUCGUGGUCUUAUGGCUACACAAGACUCAAGUCUACGGAGUCUGGCGCGAGCGCUUCCAUUAUAUUAUGAAAUGGCGCUACCAGCAGGAUAAAAUCGAGGAGAACACGCUUCGCCGGCAUGAGGAACACCUAAGGCAGGUCGUACCUCCGGAGAAGCUGUUCUUCUACGAGGUCAGUCAGGGGUGGGAGCCGUUAUGCAAGAUUCUGAACGUACCUAUACCCGACCGUCCGUUCCCGCAUAAUAAUAGCAAGGGAGACGCGGCACAGAUAUUUCGGGAUCACAUACUCGCGGGGUGUAUUUCGUGGUUCUUUAUGCUUAUGAUUUUCAGCAUGGCCAUUUGGCUUGUUAGAGGCUGGCUUCUCCAACGAUACCCUUGACUUAUAUAGAUUGAAGACAGGUUGGGAAGUGCGUAAUCCGCUGACGCUUAAUGCUCGAGUAUUAUCAAGGUAGUUGUAUAUAACCACAAGAAGACGGGCUCUUGGCCAUAAGGCAGCGGGUCUUGAGGAUAAGCUUUAUAGGAGUUGAAUAGAUUAAACCUGAUAUAUACCUACCUAGGUACACUUCAAGGCAGAUGCUGUCUCGCUACUCAAAU
Molecule: messenger RNA, 1187 nt
Organism: Daldinia caldariorum
Lineage: Eukaryota; Fungi; Ascomycota; Sordariomycetes; Xylariales; Hypoxylaceae
Exons: 3
Coding region: 172-972 (266 amino acids)
Source: RefSeq, a predicted model, not a curated record